AUGUACUUGUGUAUGUAGAUUAAGGAGGUAGUGACUAAGGAUGGAUGAAGAUGGAGAUAUGGAUUUGUUUUUCUCCAAUUGGAACAACAAGAAUCCGACUGAUUGCCUAUUUAUUGUAUCUUGCCUUGUUGCUGCCCUAGUCGGGAUUUUGACUAUAGCCUAUUCUGCCUUCCAAUGGAGGAGAAAUAUCAAUCUAAGUUGGAUGAAAGCCAUAGCCAGGUCAAAGAAAAAUCCAAAAGCACGUCACAAAGUUCCUGUAGCUCCUCAUACUUGGGUUUUAGAAUCUGUAUCUCGUGGAAAGAACUUUAAUUGCUGUGUUUGUUUCAAUACCACUGGCCCUUCUCAAACCCUCGGGCCUCUGUCAGCUUCAGACAGUUUUCUGCACCGUUGCAGUAUUUGUGAUGCAGCGGCUCAUCUAGGAUGCUCUUCUAGUGCACAAAAGGACUGCAAGUGUGUAUCCAUGAUUGGUUAUGAGCGUGUAAUGCACCAAUGGGCUGUCCGUUGGACUGAGGUUUCAGACCAACCCGAUGAGACUUCUUUCUGCAGCUAUUGUGAAGAGCCCUGUAGUGGUUCCUUUCUUAGCGGAUCCCCAAUAUGGUGCUGCCUGUGGUGUCAACGACUGGUACAUGUUGAUUGCCACAGUAGCAUGUCCAAUGAAACUGGUGAUGUGUGUGAUUUAGGUCCGUUCAGAAGGUUGAUUCUAUCACCCCUUCAUGUUAAGGAAUUGAACCAGACUCCGUCAGGUGGAUUUUUGAGCUCAAUUACUCAUGGAGCCAAUGAGAUAGCAUCUACAGUGCGUGCAAGUAUUAGAAGUCAGAGCAAGAAGUACAAGCAUGGAAAUACAAUCUCUACUGGGACUGGAAAUAGUGGCAGUACUGGGGAUAUGUCUACCGAAAGCACAGCUGAUACUAAUCAAGCUGUUAAUGGUUCUCAUGAAAUGGAGGAAAAUUGCAACGGUGUUGUGGAUGUGGAUUUGCAGCACCGAGAUACUGAUGUAGAUAACAAAUUGGAUUCUAAGCCCAGUAUCCAAAAGAGCUCAUCUAUGAAUAAGAAGGAAGAGUCUCUACGGAUGAAACAAAGAUAUGAGUUAAUUGAUUUGUCGUCUGAUGCAAGACCCUUGUUGGUUUUCAUCAACAAGAAGAGUGGAGCUCAGCGUGGGAAUUCCCUGAGACAACGUUUGAACAUUCUUCUCAACCCCAUCCAGGUAUUUGAACUGAGUUCAGCACAGGGGCCAGAGGUGGGUCUGUACUUAUUCAGAAAGGUGCCACACUUCAGAGUUCUUGUUUGUGGGGGAGAUGGUACAGUUGGCUGGGUUCUGGAUGCCAUCGAGAAGCAAAAUUUUGUCUCUCCUCCUCCAGUUGCUAUUCUUCCUGCUGGAACAGGGAAUGAUCUGGCUAGAGUUUUAUCGUGGGGAGGUGGUUUGGGUUCAGUGGAGAGACAGGGAGGCCUUUGCACUGUUUUGCACCACAUAGAGCAUGCAGCUGUAACCAUUCUUGACCGGUGGAAAGUAGCAAUUUUAAGUCAACAGGGAAAGCAACUUCAACCGCCAAAAUUUAUGAACAAUUACCUUGGAAUCGGAUGUGAUGCUAAGGUUGCUCUGGACAUUCAUAAUCUUCGUGAGGAGAACCCAGAGAAGUUCUAUAAUCAGUUCAUGAAUAAAGUCCUUUAUGCAAGAGAAGGGGCCAAGGGUAUAAUGGAUAGAACAUUUGUAGACUUUCCUUGGCAAGUUCGGGUUGAAGUAGAUGGUGUUGAGAUAGAGGUCCCUGAGGAUGCAGAAGGUGUACUUGUUGCUAAUAUUGGAAGCUACAUGGGUGGCGUAGAUUUGUGGCAAAAUGAAGAUGAAACGUAUGAUAAUUUUGAUCCGCAAUCCAUGCAUGACAAAAUUCUUGAGGUUGUGAGCAUAUCUGGAACAUGGCACCUUGGGAAACUACAGGUUGGGCUUUCUCGUGCUCGCAGACUUGCGCAGGGCCAGUCAAUUAGGAUACAGCUUUUUGCGGCAUUUCCUGUUCAGAUUGAUGGGGAACCUUGGUUUCAGCAACCUUGUACAUUAUCGAUAUCUCAUCAUGGCCAGGCAUUCAUGUUGAAGAGGGCUGCUGAGGAGCCACUUGGUCAUGCAGCUGCCAUUAUCACCGAUGUCCUUGAGAAUGCUGAAACAACCCAUGUAAUCAACGCUUCACAGAAGCGAGCUCUUCUUCAAGAAAUGGCUCUCAAACUGACAUAGCAGUGGUCCAUAGGUACUUAAAUUAGUAAUCAAAGUUUUGAUUGUAUCUACUAUCUCCUUUUCUUUUUAGAAUUAUUCACAUGUUGUAUACCACCAUAUCACCUCAUGUAUCUUUUGUUUUGUGAUCUAAAACAUGAUGCUUCUACCUGAAAGUGCGAUUGUAUAUGAACCUUGUUUACCAUCAAUGAAAGAGAGAUUUUUCCAUA
Molecule: messenger RNA, 2427 nt
Organism: Fragaria vesca subsp. vesca
Lineage: Eukaryota; Viridiplantae; Streptophyta; Magnoliopsida; Rosales; Rosaceae
Product: diacylglycerol kinase 1-like
Exons: 7
Coding region: 41-2221 (726 amino acids)
Molecular function (GO): ATP-dependent diacylglycerol kinase activity
Source: RefSeq, a predicted model, not a curated record